AUGAAAGAAGACAUAAUUUAUGCCAACUUUCAGCCUACUGAAGCUAAGCUUCUUAAGAAUGGGUCAGGUAGUCAGCUACUAAUUGACAACCCUAUCCUAUCGUCAGUUUUAUCCAAAAUCUUCCCUUAUUUGCUUUUGAUUGAUAAUGUACUAGAGAUUCUUACUUGGACUAACGAGGAUUUGUACCUGAACUUAUUACUUAUUAUUUUGUACAGUAUUCUUAUAAUGUAUUGGAAUUACAUGAAUUUGGUUGUGAUACCUAUCUUGGUCACACUUUGUUUCGGCUAUAUCAUUUGGAUUAUCAAUUCAAUUGUUUAUGAUACAAAAUUCAAUGAAAAGCCUACAAUUGACGAGAUUUUAUCAGUAUUACAUAAUAUCACCAUCAGAUUCGAAAUGAUUCUUAGACCAGUGGCUAGGACGAAUUUAAAGUUGAGGAACUUUCUCCAAAUAUUUAUAGUAUCUUUAAUUUUGAUACCUAUAAAUUUCUUGAUAGUGACGUAUAUUUUGAGUCCUCAGAAGUUCUUAUGGUUGUUUGGAGUGUUCUUAUUAACAUACCAUUCACCAUGGUCAUUUUCUAUAAGGAGAUUAUUAUGGAGAUCAAUUUACAUAAGAGUGUUUGUUUUUUAUUUGACAGGUUUGAAUAUAAAAUUAGAUGCUAAGAAUAAUAAGUUCAAGUUCAAUGACGAAAAGAAUGAUACUGAUGUUACCAGCAAUGAUUUUAAGAUUCUUCAAAAGAAAAUCGAAAGUCCUACUAGAUUGAAUCAAGUGGUCAAGUUCGAGGUAUUUGAGAAUGAAAGACGAUGGAUUGGCCUUGGUUGGUCAAAGUUCUUAUUACCAAGUGAAAGAGCCAAUUAUUGUACAACAUCCCUUAAAGAAAUUCCUGAUAUCAACAGUUUUACCCCACCUGUUUACAGUAAUGAUUUAUACAACUAUAAAUGGGAAUGGAUCGACAAAUCCUGGGUCAUUGACAAGGAAUUUAGCAAGAAUAAAAAUAAUGGAUGGAUCUAUUCUGAUAAUAAUUGGGAGAAUGAUGAACUCUCUGACGGUUUUUCCAAGUUCACUCGUUCGAGAAAGUGGUAUAGGACUGCCACAUUAAUCAUCGAUAAGAAAUUGAACGUUUAUGAUGAGUAA
Molecule: messenger RNA, 1131 nt
Organism: Yamadazyma jaroonii
Lineage: Eukaryota; Fungi; Ascomycota; Pichiomycetes; Serinales; Debaryomycetaceae
Source: the annotation of a GenBank genome assembly